Messenger RNA from Hypomesus transpacificus, 2535 nucleotides. Its product is annotated as MAM domain-containing glycosylphosphatidylinositol anchor protein 1. Gene Ontology annotation, biological process: nervous system development. Gene Ontology annotation, cellular component: membrane. Gene Ontology annotation, molecular function: protein binding. The record is from RefSeq and is a predicted model, not a curated record. The transcript is spliced from 12 exons. The annotation marks the transcript as partial. NCBI's taxonomy places the organism in Eukaryota, Metazoa, Chordata, Actinopteri, Osmeriformes, Osmeridae.
CUCCCCCUGCUUUGCGCCUGUCUGUCAACGAGACUCUGGUGGUGGACCCUGGACAGGACGUGACGCUGUCCUGCGAGGUGACGUCUGGCUUCCCCGUCCCCACCGUCACCUGGUCGCGGUAUCCAAGGAAGCUGCCGAAGAACGCCGUCGUCAGGGACCGCUCGCUGACCCUGCGCUCUGUCACCCCCGACGACUCGGACUUCUAUAACUGCACGGCCGUCAACAACGUGGGAAACCCCGCGAAGAAGAACGUCAAUCUUCUUGUCAGAAGCAUGACUAACCUGACCUUCCAGAUCACCCCAGACUCCAACAAGGACAGCGAGAGCAUCCAGAUGGGUCGUGACCUCAAGCUGUCCUGUCACGUGGAUGCCCAGCCCCAGGACAAGGUCAACUACACCUGGUACAAGAACGGCGUCCCCAUCUACACAUCGGACAGCCUGAUCGUGCUGCGUAGCGACCCUGACAUGACCCCGGGAACCAGCAGUCUGGAGAUCGUCGACCUGAAGUUCAGAGACUUGGCUACCUACAGCUGCGUGGCUAACUUUCCUGGGAGCAGAGUGCCAGAACUCAGGGUGGACGUCAACAUCACCCAGAACAGCGUCACUCCCCCGGUUUUAUCGGUGCCGGCGGGGGGGUCGGUGGUGAGCGUGAGGGAGGGCGGCAGCGCGGAGCUGGUGUGCAUGGUGGACGGCAAGCCCCGCCCCCCUGUUCUGUGGUCACGCGCGGACAAGGACCUGGCCAUGCCCAGCGGCGAGUGGGCGGUGGAGACGAGAGACGGACGCCUGCGCCUCACCAACGUCAGCAGGGACAUGACGGGGGCCUAUCGCUGUCAGACGGCACCCUACAACGGUCUCAACAUCAAGAGACGGGAGGCACAGGUCCAGCUCAACGUCCAGUACCCACCUGUCCUGGACCCGGUCUACCAAGAUGUCCGUUCACCCAACCAGCAGUACGUGGUGCUGCGCUGUCAGGUGGUCAAAUCCAACCCGCCACGCAUCUCCGACAUCAGCUGGCUCCGCAAUGGCGAGCCUUACAGGAUAAGUCCCCCGGACCCCCAGGAAGUUCCCCAGCUACGCUUCAAACUGGACCCCACCAACAACGGCACCUACGAGUGCCGCGUCAGCAAUACAGCCGGCAUCUCCAGCUGCACCUUCAACGUCUCCUCAAAGCCGUAUGAUGCAGAGUUUUACUUCGACACCCCCAACCCUAUUCGGAUCCUGAAGGGGAACAACUACUCCUAUAACCUGCAGUGGACACAGCGAGAGCCGGCUGCCACAGGACGCAUCAUAGGCUACUGGGUCAACGUCAGGAAGAUGAAGCAGAACUUGAUGUCCAAGCAGAUUGACAUGAAGGAGCCGGUGAAGGGAGUUCUAAUGUCCUACCCCCUGAUGGACCUGCGCAUCCCCCUGUCCUACGAGGUCCGCCUGGCCCCCAUCACCACCUACAGCACCGGGGACUACGUCAGUCGCACCAUCCAGUACUCUGAACCGUACACUUACCCAAGACCUUCAGACCAUGUGUGUGGCUUUGAGGACGAGCGCAUUUGCGGUUUCUCUCAGGACCGCAGUGACGUUUUCGAUUGGACCAGACAGAACCACCUGACCAGGAACCCCAAGCGAUCGUCCAAUACCGGGCCAGACACAGACCGGAGCGGCACCAAGGAGGGAUACUACAUGUUCAUCGAGGCGUCUCGCCCCCGGGCCCCCGGAGACAGAGCCCGCCUCCUGUCUCCUCUCUACAACGUGACCGUCGCCAAGGGGCCUAAAGGCUCCGGCAGGCUACCCUACUGCAUCUCCUUCUACUACCACAUGAAGGGCAAGCACAUCGGAACCCUGAACGCGCUGCUGCGUGUGAAGAGCAUCGCGUCGGUGGACAGUCUGGUGUGGAGCCUGACUGGAGAACAGGGAGCGGGCUGGAGGCAGGCCAACGUCAUCAUCAACCCCAGAGGACCCUUCCAGGUGGUGUUUGAGGGUAUUCGGGGAUCGGGCUACGAAGGGGACAUCGCCAUCGAUGACGUGUCAGUCAGCAAAGGGAAGUGCAAACUGGAGAACCCUCUGGCUAACACAGUUCUGAUUGGUGGAGCCCCAGCGCAACGCUGUCUCCCAUUGGGCAGCGUGUUGCUGCUGGCCCUCUGCUCCCGCCUCCUGCUGCUCUACAGAUGAUGAGCAUCUCCCUGAAGACUCCCUCAGUCUGCAGAGACACUGCCCCAACUCCACAUCUGCUCUCCUCGCCCUUCCCUGGCUUCACCUUCCCUUCCCACACUUCCUCCUUUUCCCCUGUCCAACGCCAUUUUGUUUUACUGCGACCCAUCCCUCAUGUAUUCACGUCACUCCAACCGCAAGUAUAUGUGUCUGUUGCGUGUGUAUCGCUUGACUUAUCUCGCCAGCGGUCUGCACAUUUAACACAAGGUUUGACUGGACCUUUGUGAUCCUAGCACCAUCCAGCAUGUCACCCCAUCCUACUAACCCCAAACCAUCCAUCUCUGUACAUCCCCCCUUCUCUCACACGCCCCACACUCCUCCUUCACCCAUCCCC